Molecule: messenger RNA, 3871 nt
Organism: Paramormyrops kingsleyae
Lineage: Eukaryota; Metazoa; Chordata; Actinopteri; Osteoglossiformes; Mormyridae
Source: RefSeq, a predicted model, not a curated record
GGUCAAACCCUCCGAGAGAAAAGCGGCAGAAAGAGCCGAGGAGUCCGCGACAAAACCUGCAGUAAAUACUUACUCAACAUGCUGGCGGUAAAUCCGCGCUAGUUUAUCAGAAAAUAGUUUACAAUACUGCGCUAUAGCCAAAAGACAUUAUUUUAAGAUUAACAUAAUUUUUAUAUUAACAUAAUUUGUAAAUUGUUUAAUUAGUCACUCAUUACAUAAUUUUGACCUUUUCAAGAUUUCAAGGAGUAACUCUUCUAAUGGAUUUUAACUUGCAUUUCUCGACUUAAACAUCCGUUGGGAGGGCGUUUGGGGAGGCGUGAAACCGAAGCGCACCGUCCUGUACAGCAUGGGGGCGUCCAGCGGCUGUCUCUGCGGGGUGCUGCUCAUCCUUGCCGUUUCGGGGGGCUUUUUUAUCCCAGCCGAAGCGGGAUGUGCGGACAGAUCGAGCCCCACUUGCUGCACAGGACGAAAUAACGAGUGCAGCGACUUUUCCAGGCAAAAAAGUGUCUGCUACUGUGAUACGUACUGCCAGAAAACCGGGGACUGCUGCGAGGACUACAAACGCGUGUGUCACAUAUCGGCUAUCGACUGUGUGCUGGGCCCGUGGGGGCAGUGGACACAGUGCAAUGCGCUGUGUGGAACAGGGAGCAUGGAGAGGACCCGGCAGGUGACCGUGCCCCCCCGAAAUGGGGGCACGCCAUGUCCAGACCUCAGACAGAGGAGGGGCUGCUUUGGGAAGAGUGAGCUGUGCCGCUCCUCUGAAGAGGUGGCCAGAAUUCUACCCGAUUCAUUCAAAAGGAACUUCAAGGACCCAUGGAGGCGGCCACACAUGCUCAUGAAAGAGGUCAAGCACAGCUACUGCGUGUGGCUGCGUAUCAGCCAGGCCAGCGCCGCCUGCCGCCGUGUCUCCUGGGCGGCCCAGCUGGUGACGGAGCGCUCCGUCUGCGCCGAGUGCCAGAGCGACGCCAUGGACUCCACGGGCCGCUGUGUGGGCGACGGUCUGGAGGCCACAAGAACCUUCUGGAUGGCAGUGACCGUUCCAGGCUGCCAUGGCUCCUGGGUGCGAGUGGCCUCCCCGUGGGGCUGUCCCUGCCCUCAGCACUCCAUGCUCUUCGUGUGACGCCUGGGAUGGAAGUCAGGGGGAAGCGAAUCCUGCCAGCUUCAGCCACGGGCACUGCGGCACGACGCGGCCAAGCGCUGUGCUUCCUGUAGGCCUACAUGUCUAUGCUGUAUCACAAAAGCAUCCUUACCAGUCAGGGCUGGACACACCUACUCUUAGGAGGGCUUUGCUUUACCUGUAACAUUUUAUUGAUUUUAGAUCAAAACUAUGAAAUAACAUGUAUGGAAUUAUCCAGUGAACAAAAGAAGUGUUGAGCGAGUCAAACUAAAAUCUAAUGUUCUAGAUUCUUCAAAGCAGCCCCCAGUUGCCUUGAGAGCACGCCCUUGGCGAUGUCUCGGCUAGUUUCAUGAGGUGGCCACCUGGGAUGUUCUUCCAACAGCCCUGAAGGAAUUCCCACAUAUGCUGAGCACUUGUUGGAUUCUUUCCCUUCGCUCUCUGGUCCAGCUCAUCUCAAGCCAGCUGUGUUGGGUUUUGGUCCUUCUUUGCCAAACAGCUCUAACACAAGCCUGGAGGGGUGUUUGGGGUCAUUGUCUUAUUGACAAACAAAUGACAGUAGGUAUGUCCAAACUUUUGACUGGUGCUGUAUGUACUGCCACAAACAUUAUGUAACCUGCAUCUUCCCUAAGCACAAAAUUGUUUAGCUGCCUUUUUACCUCUAAAAUCUUGCUAUCUACCUCCAUAAAUGCAGCUGUAUUUAAAUAUGCAUGUAUGUAUAAAUAUAUUUUGCUUUAUAUAUUUUCUUUUUUCAUCUUCAUAUUUGUAAGAAUGCUCCAGUGUUGAAUCAUCUUUCUUUCCAGAGGCUUUGGCUAACUUUGUAUGCAAAGCGGCACAUUCAGUUGUAAUUCACUAAGUACCUGUUUUCUUGUCUGACUGAUGCUCAGGCAUGAUAAUCAGGAGGUUUGCAGGAUAAAGGACAAACCCACCAUUAGGACAGGCGUUAGCUUGACCUGUAAUUAGAGGCUCUGAAGAACCAGAGUGCAACUUUGUAUUGAUCUUCUUUCUCUUCUGUUUUUAACCAUCUGUGCAGUAUUCGUGUUUACAGAGAAAGUGGUGAGGACACUGAAAUGACACGUUUGGACCAUGCAGAACUCCUGAGCCCUAAUGUUGUAAAAUCCCUGUUUCUGCCUCUUAGAAAACAGUGUUUUUAGGAAGCUGCCAAAGAGUGCUUAAAAUCCUAUCCUGUCCAUGUGCAUCAUUGCAAAAAAUUUCUGAGGUUAGUUUGUAAUACAGUAAAAUAAUGAAUCUUGGUGCAACUGUAAUUACCUAAAUUUCUGUCACAUCCAGCGCCAGGUAUAGAGCACAGUUUCAGUUUUGCAGAUUUUCUUGUAUCAUUCCUCUAUACCUGUUCGAGAUUUCUAGGUAUAACUGUAAAAAUUAAGCCGUGUUUUCUGCCAGUUUCAGCAGUUCACAUGUUGUGACAGAUUCCGUUGACAGAUUCAGGUAUGCUGAAGCAAUCCAAGCUACUUGGGGAAUUUAAAUUGUAUGUAUGGACUUCAUACGUAUGUCAGAAGAAUAAAAUUAUGACCAGUAUGGGUGAUUAUUGAAAUAUGUUACUGAAUCCUGUCACUGGUCAUAAAUCCUUGGACACCUGUUUGCUUCCUGGGCGAGUGUGAAUAGAAAACUAGGUGUAAGGCCAAUCACUUACAUAGCACAAGUCACCCAAAUAUAAUCAAAUAUCUCGGCUAAUAGCAAGACGGUGAUGGUACAUUACAUCAUAUUCCAUGGGAAACUCACCACCUCUCAUGUCAUACUGUUGUGCUUGACCCUUGUAAAUGUGACUCAUUGCAGUUAUUAGGUCUAGUGAGUGGGAGUCAGACCUGGGUUUACAGGGCUGCCUGAGAGUGCAUCACGUCCUCAUGUUAAUAAUGUGCCUUUGUGGGGGGGUGGCAAUCAGUCCACGACUGCGAGAUGCUGUGGUAUCGUGCCUCCCACUCGUUUUAGAUGCAUCUUUAGUGAUAUUAUUCUGCAGCCAGCACUGGCCAGAUUUAAUGUCACUCAUUUUUGAGGUCCCAUUUAUAUCACUUAAUAGUGCCUUCUAAGGGGAACUCUCACCUUUUCCUGCAUGAUGAGCAGGCUGCAUCUUCCCAUCCCUCCUGACACUCCUUGUGAACCCAUCUGCACUUUUUUCUCCUUGGAAUUCUGUUGCCUAGGUUUCAAACAGGAUCCAGAUGCUGCAGAUCCAGGUGUGGAAUUGUUGAUAUUUUACGACAUCUAUUUGAUCUAUUAACCUAAUGUCUCAAAAACAUGAUCUUUUGCCUGCCAAGUAACCGUUCAACAAAAUGCCCAUGAAUUUGGUUCUGAUUACCAUUAACCAUUCUGUUAGCGUUUUUGUUGUAUUUUUAUAAGUGUUAUUACCACUAUGGAUGUGUUGUUGUUUUAAUGGUGUUAACCUCUCUUGCUCCACUGUCUUCACUGGUUUUUGACUAUCAUUCUAUUGUAUGACUAAUAUUUUCCUUGCAGUUAAAAACUGGUCAGAUAAAUGAGAUAUGUUGCUAUGGUGACCAUUGUUCCUUCUGUUUUAAAUGUUUGAUCAUUCUAGACUUUAUUCCACAGAUAUUUAUAUAUUCAUAAAUGAAUGUACUGAAUGUAUGUAAACACUUUGUGGUAAUAGUGGAAAGUGUAUGGCUCAAGGCAUUUAUCCAGGUUUGUUCUCUAACAAACUAUUGGUUAAUGUUGUACUUCGAGUUAAAUUUCCAUUGAUUUCAAGGUUUAUAUCUUACAACAUUCCAUUAAAAAAAGUAUCCUCUUAAA